This is a messenger RNA of Erinaceus europaeus (western European hedgehog), 1422 nucleotides long. RefSeq names its product splicing factor U2AF 65 kDa subunit-like. Lineage: Eukaryota; Metazoa; Chordata; Mammalia; Eulipotyphla; Erinaceidae. The transcript has a single exon. The record is from RefSeq and is a predicted model, not a curated record. Gene Ontology annotation, cellular component: nuclear speck; U2AF complex; U2-type prespliceosome. The coding region runs from base 1 to 1422 and encodes 473 amino acids. Gene Ontology annotation, molecular function: poly-pyrimidine tract binding; pre-mRNA 3'-splice site binding. Gene Ontology annotation, biological process: mRNA processing.
AUGUCGAACUUUGACAAAUUGGAGCGGCGUCAUAAUGAGAACAAGCAAAAGCGAGAUAAGGACAACCGACACCAGAAGCGAAGCCACAGGCACUCCAGGAGCCCUGAGCGCAAGCGCAGGAGCCAAGACUCGUGUAACCCAGACCAGCGUGGCACCUCCCGGGACCUGCGGCAGCAAAGCAAAUCAUCAGCCAGAGGCUCUAAAGAGGAGCGUGGUGGAUUGAAUCGCUCCCCCCGCCAUGAGAAGAAGAAAAAGGUGUACAAAUACUGGGACGUGGCCCCUCUGGGCUUCGAGCACAUCACUCCCAUGCAGUACAAGUCCAUGCAAGCUGCUGGCCAGAUUCCAGCCACAGCCCUUCUGCCCACCAUGAUAUCUGAUGGUUUGACCGUGGCCCCAACACUAGUGCCUGUGUUCGGCAGCCAGAGGACCAGACAGGCCCGGCGCCUCUAUGUAGGCAACAUCCCCUUUGGCGUCACUGAGGAAACCAUGAUGGACUUCUUCAAUACCCAGAUGCACUUGGGGGGGCUGACCCAGGGCUCUGGGAACCCCAUCUUGGCUGUGCAGGUUAACCAGGAAAAAAACUUUGCCUUCUUAGAGUUUCGCUCAUUGGAUGAGACAACCCAGGCUAUGGCAUUUGAUGGCAUCAUCUUCCAGGGCCAGUCUCUGAAGAUACGCAGGCCUCAUGACUACCAGCCCCUGCCCGGCAUGUCAGAGAACCCCUCCGUCUAUGUGCCCGGAGUUGUGUCCACGGUGGUUCCUGACUCUGCCCACAAGCUGUUCAUUGGAAGCUUACCCAACUACAUGAAGGAAGACCAGAUCAAAGAGAUGCUGGCUUUCUUUGGUCCCCUGAAAGCCUUCAACCUGAUCAAGGACAGUGCCACGGGGCUCUCCAAGGGCUAUGCCUUCUGUGAGUAUGUGGACACCAACGUUACAGAUCAGGCCAUCAACGGGUUGAAUGGGAUGCAGCUGGGAGAUAAGAAGCUGCUUGUGCAAAAGGCUAAUGUGGGAGCCAAGAAUGCCACACUGGUCAGCCCCCUGAGUGCCAUCAACCAGACCCCCGUGAUGCUGCAAGUGCCAGACCUGAUGAGCUCGCAAGUACAGAUGGGUGGACACCCCACCGAGGUGCUGUGCCUCCUGAACAUGGUGCUGCCGGAGGAGCUGCUGGAUGACGAGGAGUACGAGAACAUUGUGGAGGACGUGCGUGACGAGUGCAGCAAGUACGGGGUCGUCAAGUCCAUUGAGAUCCCCCGUCCUGUGGCUGGAGUAGAAGUGCCCGGAUGUGGAAAGAUCUUCGUGGAGUUCACAUCGGUGUUUGACUGUCAGCAAGCCUUGCAGGGCCUGACAGGUCGCAAGUUCGCCAACAGACUGGUUGUCACCAAGUACUGUGACCCUGACUCUUACCAUCACAGGAACUUCUGGUAG